This is a messenger RNA of Adineta ricciae, 2997 nucleotides long. The record is from the annotation of a GenBank genome assembly. Lineage: Eukaryota; Metazoa; Rotifera; Eurotatoria; Adinetida; Adinetidae.
AUGACGCUUUUUCGAUUUUGUAAUUGUACAUUGAUACGUAAUCAUGCCUUAGUAGUUGAUGAUCUUUGGAUUCGUCAUGGAAAAAUUAUUGAUCCUGAAAAAGUGUUUUUCGAUGAAAGAAUUCAAGCUGAUGUGGAAUACGAUUGUCGCGGAGUGCUAGUCGCGCCCGGUUACAUCGAUUUACAAAUUAACGGAGCGUUUGGUCAUGACUUUUCUUCUCCCGAUGAAGCAAGUGAAGAAAUGCUUUUACUCGUUGCACAAAAGUUAACCGCACAUGGCGUUACUGCAUUUGUACCAACUGUAGUCAGUUCCAAACCAGAAACAUACAAGGCGGUAUUACCGAAGUAUAAGCGUCGAGCUGGUUCAGCCAAAGAUGGUGCAACUAUUCUCGGUACUCAUAUUGAAGGCCCGUUUAUCGAUGAGAAGAAACGUGGCGCUCAUCGAACUGAUUUUCUUCGAAAAGCUCCAAAUGGAAUAGAAGAUUUGCUUUCAUGUUACGGCUCAUUUAAUGAUGUUUCCAUCAUAACUAUUGCGCCCGAAAUUCCGAAUAUGAUCGAAACUGUCAUACCAGAAUUAGUACAAAAGUAUAACAUCGUGGUUUCCGUGGGCCACUCGAUAGCUUCAUUAGAUAUCGGUGAACGUGCUGUUUGUGCUGGUGCUAGAUUCAUCACUCAUUUAUUCAAUGCAAUGCUACCAUUUCAUCAUCGUGAUCCAGGUCUUGUUGGUCUUCUAACAAGUCAUCGUUUACCCACAACAUCAAUUGUUCAUUAUGGUUUAAUCGCUGACGGUAUUCAUACGCACUCAGCUGCCGUACGCCUUGCACAUCGGGUACAUCCUCAAGGUCUUGUUCUGGUAACUGAUGCUGUACCAGCAUUAGGGCUUCCGGAUGGGACGUAUCAUAUGGGUGCUGAAAAAAUUCUUGUGGAAAACAAGCGUGCAACCAUUGCCGGUACGCAAACUUUAUGUGGCAGUAUUGCAUCAUUAGCCGAAUGUGUUCAAAAUAUGCGACAAGCUUUACUUGAUGGAGAAAUAAGUAAGCAUGGUGAAGUAAAGAUAGACAAACAAUUCAUUGUCGAAUGUAUUGACGCCGCAACUCUCCAUCCAGCGUCAGUUCUUCAUAUCGAAAAUCAAAAAGGAACAUUAUCAUUCGGUGCAGAUGCUGAUUUCAUUUUUCUUGACGAUAAACUGAAUGUAUUAUCGACAUUCAUCGCUGGUGAACAAGCAUGGACAGUCAAUGAUAACUGGUCAAUAAACAAUUUACAUCAUGUCACUUGGGCCAAAAUUACCGUUGUCGGCCAUAUUGAUCCGAAAACAGGCAUGGUGAUGAACAUCAGUGAUUUGAAAGUUUUGAUUCAAACUCAUGUGUUAGAUCUAGUUGAUCAUAAACAUCUUGAUUUAGAUAUGGAUUAUUUUCGAACGAAAAAUCUAGUCAGUACAACCGAAAAUUUAGCUGUUUUCAUUUGGGAACAGUUAGUUUUACAGAUUGAACGUGCUAGUCAGAAUACUCAUAUAGGCAUGUCUCAUAUUGUUUCAUUGCGUAGUGCAUCAUUACGAGCACUACGCUCGAGUUCAACAGCAAGUUCAGCUGUUCUUGCAGCAACAAAAUGUACAACCUAUUCGCAGCGAUCAAUUGGACAACAGCAACAAUAUUCAUAUUCGACUUUACCUUCGACUUCAACUGGAAUUUUAACACGUGAAAGACAGCGGACACUCUCGGAGCAAACACUUGUUAUUGACUCAUCCAAUGCUGGUCUCUAUGCAUUGACUCGGCAUCUUCAUACGAGUCCUAUUCUUUUUGACUCAGUCAGUGUUUCGACACCAUCGUUUCCUGAAUCAGUUAAAGAUGGAACAAUACGUCUUCUAAAAAAGGUUGGCGACAAAGUCUCAGCUGAUGAAACAAUCGCAGAAAUUGAAACCGAUAAGACAAAUCUAAGUGUCAAUGCACCGCAAGGAGGUGUCAUCGAAUCGUUCUCCGUUGCUGAUGGAGACAAUGUCACGUCUGGAGCAGUUAUUGGAAAAAUUGAUACAAGUGGCAGUGGUACUAAGCCAACUUCAGCUACAGCAGACGCAAAAGCUAAGGCAGCUGAGAAGGCUGAUACUGAAAAAACUAAAGAAGAACCAGCAAAAAAAUCAUCGGACACCAGUGGACCGGCUCCCAGUAAAACACCUUCGGUGCCAGCAACACCAAAGGGACCCCAACGAGAAACCCCUACAUCACAAAUCUCAGUGACACCAGCUAAGCAACAAGCCGCCGGUGCGGGUAGCAGUGUUGGUGAUCCAAAUAAAAUAUCUGGUACACGAUCAGAAACACGUGUUAAAAUGUCACGAAUGCGACUGAAAAUAGCUGAACGUCUUAAAGAAGCACAAAACACUUGUGCUAUGUUAACAACUUUUAAUGAAAUUGAUAUGAGCAAUAUUGUCGAAUUUCGUAAAAAAUAUGCUGAUCAAUUUCUUAAACGUCAUAACAUGAAAUUAGGAUUUAUGUCUGCAUUUGUUAAAGCAUCUGCCUGCGCACUUGUUGACAAUCCGAUCGUCAAUGCCGUCAUUGAUGGAAAUGAAAUUGUCUAUCGAGAUUAUGUCGAUAUCAGUGUAGCCGUUGCAGCGCCUAAAGGUUUGGUCGUACCUGUUCUUCGCAAUGUUGAGCGAAUGAAUUUUGCUGAUAUAGAAAGAUCAAUUAGUGACUUUGGUGAAAAGGCUAAGAAAGGUUCUCUCGCAAUCGAAGAUAUGGACGGUGGUACGUUCACAAUUAGUAAUGGAGGAGUAUUUGGCUCAUUAUUCGGUACACCGAUUAUAAAUCCUCCUCAAUCAGCAAUUCUUGGUAUGCAUGGAAUUUUUGAUCGACCGGUAGCGAUUAAUGGCAAGAUCGAAAUACGUCCAAUGAUGUAUGUCGCUCUUACAUAUGAUCAUCGUAUCUUAGAUGGUCGUGAUGCUGUACUAUUCCUUCGAAAAAUUAAACAAUACGUCGAAGAUUCACGUUCAAUCUUUCUCGACUUAUAA